Messenger RNA from Grammomys surdaster, 1005 nucleotides. Its product is annotated as taste receptor type 2 member 110-like. Lineage: Eukaryota; Metazoa; Chordata; Mammalia; Rodentia; Muridae. Gene Ontology annotation, biological process: G protein-coupled receptor signaling pathway; sensory perception of taste; detection of chemical stimulus involved in sensory perception of bitter taste. Gene Ontology annotation, molecular function: G protein-coupled receptor activity; bitter taste receptor activity. The coding region runs from base 1 to 1005 and encodes 334 amino acids. The transcript has a single exon. The record is from RefSeq and is a predicted model, not a curated record. Gene Ontology annotation, cellular component: membrane.
AUGUUCUCGCAGAUAAUAAAGGACUAUGAUAUUUUUAUUUUUACAAUCAUAUUGUUUGUGGAAGUAGUAAUGGGGAUCUUAGGAAAUGGAUUCAUAGCAGUAGUGAAUAUCCUGGACUGGACCAAGAGAAGAAGGAUUUCUUCAGUGGAUCAGAUUCUUGCUGCCUUGGCCUUUGCCAGACUCCUCUAUGUGUGGUAUAUGCUCAUUUGUAUAUUGUUAUUCAUACUGUCCCCACAUUUUUUUAUGCGGUCAGAAAUACUUAAAUCAGUGGGCAUUAUCUGGGUAGUGAACAACCAUUUCAGCAUCUGGCUUGCUACAUGCCUUGGUGUCUUUUAUUUUCUCAAGAUUGCCAAUUUUUCUAACUCUUUUUUUCUCUACCUAAAGUGGAGAGUUAAAAAGGUGGUUUUAAUGAUAAUACUGGUAUCACUGAUUUUCUUGCCUUUAAAUAUCUUAUCUUUAGGUAUCUAUGAUCAGUUAUCAAUUGAGGUUUAUGAAGGAAAUAUGUCUUAUAGUUUGUGGGAUUCACCACAAUUUCCCAGAAUUUUCUUAUUCACCAACUCAUCCAAAGUUUUGUUAAUCAUCACCUCAUCUCAUAUUUUGUUACCCAUCAACUCCCUGUUCAUGCUCAUACCCUUCUCAGUGUCCCUGGUAGCUUUUCUCAUGCUCAUCUACUCACUGUGGAAGCAUCAAAAGAAGAUGCAGGUCAGUGCCAAACGACCUAGAGAUGCCAGCACCAUGGCCCACAUGAAAGCCUUGCAAAUUGGGUUCUCUUUCCUACUGCUGUAUGCAAUAUACUUACUUUUUAUUAUAAUAGGAAUGUUGAGCCUUGGGGUUUUGGGGGGGAAAUUAAUACUUUUAUUUGACCACAUUUCUGGAAUAGUUUUUCCUAUAAGCCACUCAUUUGUGCUGAUUCUUGGAAACAGUAAGCUGAGACAAGCCGCUCUUUCUGUACUGUCUUGUCUGAGUUGCCGGUCUAAAGAUAUGGACACCAUGAGUCCCUCAUAA